Messenger RNA from Orcinus orca (killer whale), 2300 nucleotides. RefSeq names its product HEXIM P-TEFb complex subunit 1 (gene HEXIM1). NCBI's taxonomy places the organism in Eukaryota, Metazoa, Chordata, Mammalia, Artiodactyla, Delphinidae. The transcript has a single exon. The coding region runs from base 654 to 1697 and encodes 347 amino acids. Gene Ontology annotation, cellular component: cytoplasm; nucleus; nucleoplasm. Gene Ontology annotation, molecular function: 7SK snRNA binding; cyclin-dependent protein serine/threonine kinase inhibitor activity. The record is from RefSeq and is a predicted model, not a curated record. Gene Ontology annotation, biological process: negative regulation of cyclin-dependent protein serine/threonine kinase activity; negative regulation of transcription by RNA polymerase II.
GAAGAGGAGCUGUCGGAGGGGGGGGGAGGGAGGGAGGAAAAAGAGGAGGAGGCGGAGGAGAACUGAGCUGAGCAGAGCAUCGAGCCAAAGGGGAGAUGAGUUUGUCUGUCCUCGGCUGAGGCUCCGGCCGGGCCUAGGGAAGUGGGAGCACGGGUUGGAGCGACACCCGUGGAAGUGGGAGGAGGAGGCUCUGGGACUUUAACCCCUUGUGGGCUCUGCGGCAGGGGAUUUAACCCUUUGUGGAUCCGGCCCCUCGGAGUCAGCGUCAUCGGGUAGUUUUAACCCCUUCGGGGCUGGGUUUAGCCCGUUGGAUUUAACCUAAUCUCCUUGCCCACCAACUCCUUGAUCGCGGGGGCGCUCUGCGGGGAGGCUUGAGGCCCACCCCCCCCUGCACAACACCUACUGUUCCUGCUGCUGCACCCCCUUGGACCCGCUAGCCGGCCGCGCUGUGGGCCCUUAACCCUUUACUGACUUGAGCGCCCCCAAAUUGCAACUGGAGUUUGCUGACAGAAGGACUGGCUGAAGGCAUCACUGCAGGAAUUACAGACCGAAGAGGACUGUGCUGGACAUUUUUGAAAGAAAAGAAAACCCUUUUUUCCUUAAGGACUUACAGCCAAAAUUCUUCAAACUCCGAGAAGAGGAUUCUAUUAGCAAUGGCCGAGCCACUCUUGUCAGAGUAUCAGCACCAGCCUCAAACUAGCAACUGUACAGGUGCUGCUGCUGUCCAUGAAGAGCCGAACUCUGAUCGCCCCCCAGGCGCGGAGGAGCGGGUGCCCGAGGAGGACAGUAGGUGGCAAUCGAGAGCGUCCCCCCAGUCGGGUGGCUCUCCGGGGCUGGGCGGGGAAGGGAGCCUGGAGCUCCAGCCGCCUCCCGUGCAGACCCAGGUCUGCCCAGAAUCCAGCUGUCCGGAAGCGGGUGAGAAGGGCCAGAAUGGGGACGACUUGUCCGCUGGCGGUUCCCCCCAGCCGGCGGCGGGAGGGGAACAGAGGCCGAAGGCCAACAAGUUGGGAGCUUCUACCGCAGGGGGCGAGGAGGCGUGGGGACAGCAGCAGAGACAGCUGGGCAAGAAAAAACAUAGGAGACGCCCCUCCAAGAAGAAGCGGCAUUGGAAACCGUACUACACGCUGACCUGGGAGGAGAAGAAAAAGUUCGAUGAGAAACAGAGCCUGCGAGCUUCGAGGAUUCGAGCCGAGAUGUUCGCCAAGGGCCAGCCAGUGGCUCCCUAUAACACCACGCAGUUCCUCAUGGAUGAUCACGACCAGGAGGAGCCGGAUCUUAAAACCGGCCUCUAUCCCAAACGGGCCGCUGCCAAAUCUGACGACACCAGCGAUGAGGACUUUAUGGAAGAAGCGGGCGAGGAGGAUGGGGGCAGCGACGGGAUGGGAGGAGACGGCAGCGAGUUUCUGCAGCGGGACUUCUCGGAGACCUACGAGCGGUACCACGCGGAGAGCCUGCAGAACAUGAGCAAGCAGGAGCUCAUCAAAGAGUACCUGGAGCUGGAGAAGUGCCUCUCGCGUAUGGAGGACGAGAAUAACCGGCUGCGGCUGGAAAGCAAGCGGCUGGGCGGCGACGACGCGCGGGUCCGGGAGCUGGAGCUGGAGCUAGACCGGCUGCGCGCCGAGAACCUCCAGCUGCUGACGGAGAACGAACUGCACCGGCAGCAGGAGCGAGCACCGCUGUCCAAGUUUGGAGACUAGACUGAAACUUUUGGGGGGGAGGGGGGCAAAGGGGACUUUUUACAGUGACGGAAUGUAACAUUAUAUACAUGUGUAUAUAAGACAGUGGACCUUUUUAUGACACAUAAUCAGAAAAGAAAUCCCCCCUGGCUUUGGUUGGUUUGGUAAAUUUAGCUAUGAUGUAGCUUGUGUGCUUUCUCCUGUUCUUUAAUUAUGUGAAACUGAAGGGUUGCUUUUCUUGUUUUCCUUUUUAGGAGUUUUUUUCUUUUUUAAUGUGUAAUUUGACCAAGUUAUAAAGCAUUUUUCUGUUAAAAAUCCCCUCCUUAAAUGGAGCUAUAAGGUGGCCAAAUCUGAGAACCAUUCAAUUCAUUCUAGUUAUAAUAAAUCUAAUAUUUGUAAAUGUAAUGUAGUUUCAGUGUGAUUUCUAGAGCUAAUUCAGAAUAGUACUGAUUUAUGUGAUUGCGUUUUUGGGGGGGGGGGUAAAGGAAUCAUCUAAUUUGUCCAUUUUCAAAAAACAAUCUUUAAUGGGAGAAUUUUCAAUUUGCCCAGUUUUCCCUUGAAUGGGUUUUAGUGUGCUACAAUAUACAGUUCCGGCAAAAUAUAAAGAUUUAAUUAUCUUCAGUA